CCUUGCAAGCGCACAGCCCUGCAUGAUGACGUCGACUUGAAUAACCAAUAGGGAGGCGCUGCCCUUUGGAGACAAACCAUUUUACUUGUAGCGUCUGCACCAAGUCUGCAAGCAAGGGCGCAAUUUUAACAGUAAAAAAUCUCCCACCUCUUCUAGCUGACUUUGGGUGAGAAUAUCACGAGGGGGGGAAAUUAAAGACGCGUAAUUCGGGAUAACACCGGAGAGGCUGACAGAGAACAUCCGCGGCAGGAGGAGAGAGAGGAAGCCGAUUUUUUUUGGUCUUGAGAGAGAGGAGGGUGAGUGCUCUCAAGGCAGGAAAAUUCGAUGAUGACCAUGACUACGAUGGCUGACGGUCUGGAGGCUCAGGACUCGUCCAAGUCUGCUUUCAUGGAGUUUGGGCAGCAGUCCCACUCGCAGCAGAGCUCGCCGUCGAUGGCCGGCGCCCACUACCCUCUGCACUGUCUCCACUCGGGAUCACACCACCACCAGCACGACAACAACACCACCGCCUACCCGGCCAGCAACACCUACAACAGGUCCCUAGCCUACCCUUAUGUGAGCCAUCCGCACCACAGCCCCUACCUGCCUUCUUACCACAACAACACGGGGGGACAGACAAGGUUAGACGGCGCAGAGCAGCAGAAAACGACAGUGAUUGAGAACGGGGAGAUUCGUUUUAACGGGAAAGGCAAGAAGAUCCGCAAACCCAGGACCAUUUAUUCCAGUUUGCAGCUUCAAGCCCUCAACCAUCGUUUCCAGCAAACCCAGUACCUCGCCUUACCAGAACGGGCCGAGCUGGCCGCCUCUUUAGGACUGACACAAACCCAGGUAAAGAUCUGGUUCCAGAACAAGAGGUCAAAGUUCAAGAAGCUGCUCAAGCAAGGCAGCAACCCGCAUGAGAACGACCCCAUCCCGGGCUCCAUGUCCCUUUCCCCGCGGUCACCGUCCAUCCCUCCAAUAUGGGACGUCUCGGCCUCAUCCAAAGGAGUAAACAUGGCGGCCAACAGCUACAUGCCGGGUUAUUCUCACUGGUAUUCCUCCCCGCACCAGGACUCCAUGCAGAGAUAGACUGGGACAAUUAUGGGGCCUACAAUUUGGGAGUGGAUGCUAGAAGGGAGAAAAGCAUCUCUCGGAUAAAUUCUGCACCCAUAAAAGGGAAGAAGCAACAUUUUUUUUUUUUAUUCAUCACCAAAUAUUGUCAGUGACAUUUGAGCCGAGUUUGGGCAAAGACUGAUGACAUGUGGAUUGUUGUUUUGUUUGUUUGUAAAUAAUCAGCCACUUCACUUGUACAUACUCUUUUUAUGUUCUGUCAGAUCAAAAGUGUGUGGUUUUAACAAAAAAAUAAAAUAAAAACAAUCAGGGCUCAUAUUGGGCCAACAUCGCA
Dunckerocampus dactyliophorus (ringed pipefish) is the source of this 1384-nucleotide messenger RNA. It is a transcript of the gene dlx6a, whose product is annotated as distal-less homeobox 6a. The record is from RefSeq and is a predicted model, not a curated record. The transcript is spliced from 3 exons. Gene Ontology annotation, molecular function: RNA polymerase II cis-regulatory region sequence-specific DNA binding; DNA-binding transcription factor activity, RNA polymerase II-specific. Bases 325 to 1068 code for a protein of 247 amino acids. Gene Ontology annotation, biological process: regulation of transcription by RNA polymerase II; embryo development; cell differentiation. Lineage: Eukaryota; Metazoa; Chordata; Actinopteri; Syngnathiformes; Syngnathidae.